Messenger RNA from Scatophagus argus, 4114 nucleotides. RefSeq names its product mannosidase, alpha, class 2B, member 2 (gene man2b2). Gene Ontology annotation, molecular function: alpha-mannosidase activity; carbohydrate binding. The record is from RefSeq and is a predicted model, not a curated record. The transcript is spliced from 19 exons. Bases 119 to 3178 code for a protein of 1019 amino acids. NCBI's taxonomy places the organism in Eukaryota, Metazoa, Chordata, Actinopteri, Scatophagidae. Gene Ontology annotation, biological process: mannose metabolic process. Gene Ontology annotation, cellular component: lysosome.
GCUUCCGUACUGCCGACUGGAAAUCGUCAUAGUCACAUGUUGUAUCACAACAAUAACAAGGAAGAUUGAGCGAAGACUGGAGAAGUCGUCUAAUUCUCGUCCUUCACGGGCUUAAAAAAUGAGAUUUUUAAUCGUAUUUGUAUUUUUUCCUUGUUGUUGUUGUUGGUCACGUGGAGUGACAGGCGAAAACAAGCCAAUUCAAACUUUCGUAAUCCCUCACAGUCAUAUGGAUGUUGGCUGGGUGUAUACCAUUCAGGAGAGUAUGCACGCCUAUGCAGCCAAUGUGUACACCAGUGUGACUGAGGAGCUGUCAAAGGCAAAGGACCGCAGGUUCAUCGCUGUGGAACAGGAGUUCUUUCGACUAUGGUGGCAUAAUGUAGCCACAGACGCUCAUAAGAGACAAGUACGACAACUCGUAAAAGAGGGUCGACUUGAGUUCAUCAUCGGGGGCCAAGUGAUGCACGACGAGGCUGUGACUGAUCUGGACGAUGAGAUAUUACAAAUGACAGAGGGACAUGGUUUCCUCUACGAGACGUUCGGCGUACGUCCUCGGUUCUCCUGGCACGUGGAUCCAUUUGGAGCCUCUGCCACCACGCCUGUCCUCUUUGCCCUGGCUGGGUUCAAUGCCCACCUCAUCUCCCGCAUUGACUAUGACCUCAAAGAUACCAUGCAGAAAAACAAGAGACUACAGUUUGUGUGGAGAGGUUCUCACUCUCUAAAACAGAAGCAGCAGAUCUUCACUCACACUAUGGACCAGUUUAGCUAUUGCACCCCGUCAUCUCUGCCAUUCUCCAAUAGCUCUGGGUUCUAUUGGAACGGAGUUGCCUUGUUCCCUGAUCCCCCUAAAGAUGGAGUUUACCCGAACAUGAGCCUGCCUGUCACAAAGGAGACAGUGCGCGCUUACGCCGAGACGAUGGUGGAAAACAUUAAGCAGAGGGCUGCCUGGUUCAGGACCAACCAUGUGCUCUGGCCGUGGGGCUGUGACAAACAGUUCUACAACUCAUCUGUCCAGUUUAACAACAUGGAUCCUCUAAUGAAGUACAUCAACCAGCACAGCAAAGAGUUUGGCGUGACGGUCCAGUAUGCCACUCUUGGUGAAUACUUCCAGGCCAUCUACCAAUCAGAUCUUGUCUGGGAGCAACGCGGGAGUGAAGAUUUUCUGCCAUAUUCUACUGAACCGCACCAGGCAUGGACGGGGUUUUAUGCCUCCAGAAGUGUUUUGAAAGGAGUGGCACGACAGGCCAGUUCCCAGCUGCAUGCAGCAGAGACUCUGUUCACACGCUACCGAAUCAACUUCCCUGAUGGGCCUGUAGCUAAAGACUGGGCUCUGGACAAACUAAGGGCACUUCGCUGGGCUGUUUCCGAGGUCCAGCACCAUGAUGGCAUCACUGGCACAGAGUCUCCCAAGGUGGCAGACAUGUACCUGCAGCAUCUCAUGCAGGCCAUGAUGGGAGUGGAGGAGCUUCUGGCUGCACUGUUCCUGCUGCCCCAAAACCUGGACAUACCCAGCAUCCUCGGCAGCCGCUACCACAAAAGAGGUGUUCAUCAGGGUUUGGAGCAGCACGUCAUCGUUUACAACCCAUUAGCAUGGAACACAACAACUGUCAUCAACAUCACUGUAACCUUCCCCACUGCAGCUGUCUUUGAUGAUCAUGGAAAGCCUGUACCUGCACAGAUCCAGAGGUCUGCACAGUCCAAUGCAACCUUCGAUCUUUUCAUCAUGGUGGAACUUGGUGGCCUUCAGCACAGGAAAUACCUGAUUAAGUUCUCAGAGAAGCCAUGCUUUGGGAGGUCCAAGUGUGGAUGGACUUAUGAAGCUAAAGGGGUUCUGUUUGAGAGACGUAACGUGCGAGACUGGUUGAGAACAGGGAGGAGGCUGCUGCCUGUUCUGAAUGAAUGUUACAAGCUGAUGUUUGACCAGGAUACAAAUCUACUGCACAGCAUCACUUACCUUGAAGAAAAAAGGAGAAUACGGAUGACUCAGGAUUUCUGGAAGUACCGCGCAAAUGGAGAUGUAAAAGCAGGACCCAUCUCUGAUAACUACAUCUUCAGCGCUAACAGUUCAGCUGUGCGGGCCUACAAGGCUGUGGAAAUGGAGAUUAUCCCCGGGAAGAUUGUGACGGAGAUCAGGCAGCACUUCUACAGAGAGGAAAGUGAUAAAGACUAUGCCUACUCCAUCACCACCCGUGUCCCAGAAUGCUUUGGGAGCAGACGCCGGUGUUACAGGCUGGAACAGACCUAUUCACUGGGUCCCCUCUGUCUCAACACAGAGGUCGUCCUCAGAACCAGCUCCUCCUUGAAUAACAACAGGACCCUUUACACAGAUGAAAACGGCUAUCAGAUGAUGAAGAGGACAUACAGGAAGUUCAUUAAUAACACUUUAGCGAGAAACUAUUUCCCAAUGGUUCGGGCAGCUUACAUCGAGGAUGACCUCAGCAGACUCGUGCUGGUCGGCGACAGAGCUCACGGUGUGUCCAGCCAAGCCAACGGACAACUGGAGGUCAUGCUCCAUCGACGACUUUGGAACAACUUAGCCUGGAACCUCGGCUACAACCUGACCCUCAACAACAGCUCGGUUGUGACGCCCACCCUGUGGAUGAUGCUGGGCUCCAUCACCGCCACCUCCAAGCUUUACCAGAGGGAGGCAAUAGAGCUGCAACACAGACCUGUCGUCAUGCCCAUAGACAGACCUCAGAGGCCCUGGCAGGAGAAGGAACCCAGAGGAAGUUCUCCUGUGCCUUCAGUCAUUCUCCCGCCCAACCUUCAUCUGCUCAGCCUCAGUAUCCCUGGAUGGAACUACAGCUCUAACCAUGAUGUUCACCUCAGCCACGUUCACUCCGGUAAGAAUCAGCCCUCAGAGCCAGACUAUAGUCGGGUCUUGUUGAGGAUCAUGCAUCUCUUCGAGGAAGGAGAAGACCCUGAGCUUUCAAAGCCAGUCACCAUAAAUUUGAAGGAUGUUCUGCAGGGCAUAGGGGAAGUAAAAGUGCUGGAGGAGCGUUCACUCACGGGUACCUGGGAUAUCACCUCUCUGCAGAGAUGGAAGUGGAAGACUGCUGAUAACUUAGGAACAAACAAAAAACGGUGCUGGACUUGUGGAGAUGAACCGUUCACUGUGACCAUCUCACCCAAAGAGAUCAGGACCUUCUUCAUUCACUUCGCCACUUCCAGGAACUUUUAGGCUGAAAUGUCUUCUGUGAAGACAGCCGACCCUUGGACACAAUAUGACAAUGCUUUUAAAGAUUUGAUCAUUUCCUGCACUGCUAAUUAACAUUAUUUUUGCACAUUAUGUUGUGUUGUUGAGAAACACUGACGUGCUGAUCAGAUGUGAAUUAAGUGAUUAUUUUUGUCUAAUGUCUAACUUCACACAAUCAACACCACAGUAAACUUUGUCUAACGCUGGGAAUUUAUAUUAAAUUACAGAUGAGAAACAUGGUUUUUCAUUCAUUCCAAUGAAAGCAGCGCAAAGGUGUUCUGACCACGGAUGCAUUUAAAACAUUUGCUUCGGUAUCAUAAAACGGACCUUGCAUUUUUAAACUUGUAACCGUUGAAGAGGAGUUUUUAAAGAAGGGAUGAUGCCAGCAUGCUAAGUCUAGCUGAGUCCACAAGCCGAGUCCAGGGACCCCAUGGGGUCCUUGAGGUGUUUUGAGGAAGCCCUCAGCAAAAUGGGGAUUUAUAUUUUUUCACUCUUAAUUCCAUCCAUAAGUAACAUGAAUCAGUGUUUGGCCUGAAAGCUGAAUGCCAUACGACUUUUAACAGCCUAACGGCAAUAUUUUCCGCAUUAAAGCUAUGUUGCCAGUGAAAUUGUUGCUGCUUUGCCUUAACCAAGUGGAACCGUUUUAUCUGUGCUGUCACGUCGCUAACAUGGCCGCUAGGGGCUUCCAUACUCCCGUUACCAAACCGACUUCACGCACCAACAGACCAGCCAACACCCGAGGAACAAAAAAAAAAAAAAGAAAGAAAGAAUAAACCCUCGUCUGUCUGUGCAUCACCGCUGCAGCCGGCCGGAAACAGAGGUCGUUAUCAAAUAGCACAAUGUAAGGUUUUUAAUGCCAGCACAUCAUGACCGCCUGCGAAGGAAACCACGGUGUCAGCGAUUUGGUACAAGAUGAGCAGC